UAUAGUAUAUGUAUAUCAGCCCACCACCCUCCCCCUCUCUCUCUCUCUCUCUCUCUCUCUCUCUCUCUCUGUGACACACAAAUACACGAAUGCAGGAUUGAAGCAUGUCAUCCUUCAUAUCAUCACUCUCAAGUCCCAAGUAGUUUGCUUUAAUUUCCUAAACCCAAGUUUUCUAUCUACACCUAAAAGAAAUGGCGAUGGAAGUUUGUUCGGAGGAUCCGAGUUUGGGUUUGAGUCCCAGGAUAUCUUUCUCCCACGACAUUUCUCAAGCCGAAAUCGUCCCCGUCGAACAAUACGUUCGAUCCAGCUCCUCCUCGUCCAGCAUGGAUUUCGAUUUCUGUGUUUUUCGCGAAAGUUUCGACCUCGACUCAUCUUCCGCCGACGAGCUUUUCUUCAACGGCAAAAUUCUCCCCAUUGAGAUCAAGCGGAGAAUGGGUGGUCCGCCGCGAAAGCAGGACCCACCAAAAGCGCCGCAGCCACCAAAAACUCCUCCUCCGCCGCCGCCGUCGGCGUCGGCGUCGCAAAACCAGGACAAGAAGGAAAAUUCCGGCGAAACCAAACCGGAAACGUUAGAAUCCUCAUCGGACGGGCAAAAGCAGAGCGGUUCCAAGGUUUUCUGGAAAUUCAAACGUAGUUCUAGCUUGAAUUGCGGGAGUGGGUACGCUAGGACUUUGUGCCCUUUGCCGCUUUUAUCCCGGAGCAAUUCCACCGGCUCGUCGUCGCCUAUCCCGAAAAGAACGCUAUCCAGGGAUAGCUUUAACCUCAAACACCAAUCCCACAAAUCUUCUUCGUCUUGCUCUGCUUCUUCAACCAAACACAAUUUGUUCUCUGCCUCCAAUCAUAAGCCUCCUUCGAAGAAAUUCCAAGCUAGUUCUAGUUCUUAUUCCAGCAAUGGGGUUAGGGUUAAUCCGGUCUUGAAUGUUCCUCCGGCAAAUCUCUUUGGUCUAGGUUCCAUGUUCUCCCAUGGCAAAGAUAAGAACAAGAAGAAGUGAUUUCCUAUUGUUUCAGAUUUCUAUAAAUCCAUUAUUUUCUCCAAAAGGCUUGUUUUUCUUUCCUCUUCAUUUUUGUUUUUUCAACUUGUUUGUGAUAAGUUAUUGAUUAAACUUGGUUUACAAGGUUAUAAACUAACGCUUAAAUGAUGAAUUCUCGUAUUUUUCA
Molecule: messenger RNA, 1158 nt
Organism: Ipomoea triloba (trilobed morning glory)
Lineage: Eukaryota; Viridiplantae; Streptophyta; Magnoliopsida; Solanales; Convolvulaceae
Exons: 1
Coding region: 192-992 (266 amino acids)
Source: RefSeq, a predicted model, not a curated record